Molecule: messenger RNA, 4292 nt
Organism: Fukomys damarensis (Damara mole-rat)
Lineage: Eukaryota; Metazoa; Chordata; Mammalia; Rodentia; Bathyergidae
Product: cytochrome P450 26B1
Exons: 7
Coding region: 1-1677 (558 amino acids)
Biological process (GO): sterol metabolic process
Molecular function (GO): iron ion binding; oxidoreductase activity, acting on paired donors, with incorporation or reduction of molecular oxygen; heme binding
Source: RefSeq, a predicted model, not a curated record
AUGCACAACCUCGCUCCAGGACGUGGGACUGGCGCAGGGCCGACACACAGGUGCGGCCCAGGGCCACACGCACACCUCACACAGGCACGCCUACCCGGCGCUGAGAAGGUAGCCGUGCUCACCCGGCGUGUUUAUUUACUCAUUUGUAUCAAUGAACGUUUGUACCCGACUCCUCCUGCCUUUGGGUGCCAGGGCCACCGUGCUGGUCCCCAGCGCAGGAUAAUCGCCCGGGGACCACCACUGCGCUGGGCUGCUACCCGCGACAAGAGCUGCAAGCUGCCCAUCCCGAAGGGCUCCAUGGGCUUCCCGCUCAUCGGAGAGACCGGCCACUGGCUGCUACAGGGUUCCGGCUUCCAAUCGUCGCGGAGGGAGAAGUAUGGCAACGUGUUCAAGACACACUUGCUUGGGCGGCCGCUGAUCAGGGUGACCGGUGCGGAGAAUGUGCGCAAGAUACUCAUGGGCGAGCACCAUCUCGUGAGCACCGAGUGGCCGCGCAGCACUCGCAUGCUGCUGGGUCCCAACACGGUGGCCAACUCCAUCGGCGACAUCCACCGCAACAAGCGCAAGAUCUUCUCCAAGAUCUUCAGCCAUGAGGCCCUGGAGAGCUACCUACCCAAGAUCCAGCUGGUGAUCCAGGACACACUGCGUGCCUGGAGCAGCCAGCCCGAAGCCAUCAAUGUGUACCAAGAGGCACAGAAACUCACCUUCCGCAUGGCCAUCCGGGUGCUUCUGGGCUUCAGCAUCCCUGAGGAGGACCUUGGGCACCUGUUUGAGGUCUACCAGCAAUUUGUGGAGAAUGUUUUCUCCCUCCCUGUUGACUUGCCCUUCAGUGGCUACAGGCGGGGCAUUCAGGCUCGGCAGACUCUGCAGAAGGGCCUGGAAAAGGCCAUCAGGGAGAAGCUUCAGUGCACGCAGGGCAAGGACUACUCAGAUGCACUGGACAUCCUCAUUGAAAGCAGCAAGGAGCAUGGGAAGGAGAUGACUAUGCAGGAGCUGAAGGAUGGGACCCUGGAACUGAUCUUUGCAGCCUAUGCCACCACGGCCAGCGCCAGUACCUCGCUCAUUAUGCAGCUGCUGAAGCACCCAGCUGUGCUGGAGAAACUUCGAGAGGAGCUGCGGACCCAGGGCAUCCUGCACAGUGGUGGCUGCCCCUGUGAGGGCACCCUGCGCCUGGACACACUCAGCGGGCUGCGCUAUCUGGACUGCGUUAUUAAGGAGGUCAUGCGUCUUUUCACACCCAUUUCUGGUGGCUACCGCACUGUGCUGCAGACCUUCGAGCUCGAUGGUUUCCAGAUCCCCAAAGGCUGGAGUGUCAUGUACAGCAUCCGGGAUACCCAUGACACAGCACCCGUGUUCAAAGACGUGAAUGUGUUUGACCCUGACCGCUUCAGUCAGGCGCGGAGUGAAGACAAGGAUGGCCGCUUCCAUUACCUCCCCUUCGGUGGUGGCGUCCGGACCUGCCUGGGCAAGCACCUGGCCAAGCUCUUCCUGAAAUUGCUGGCGGUAGAGCUGGCCAGCACCAGCCGCUUUGAGCUGGCCACCCGGACCUUCCCCCGUAUCACCUUAGUCCCUGUCCUGCACCCCGUGGAUGGCCUCAGUGUCAGGUUCUUUGGCCUGGACUCCAACCAGAACAAGAUUCUGCCAGAGACUGAGGCCAUGCUGAGCGCUACCGUGUAGUAGUGGGGCUUGGGCCCACGCCCAGCCUCAGUCAGCCCACAGGGGAGUGGGGGCAGUGGAAGUAGAAACCUGUGUGUUCAAGGGGGCUGAAUCAGGGAGGGCCAGUGGCCCCCAUACUUGCCCUACUCUGGUCCCCCUUCUUGGCAAACCCUACCCAACACCAAAAGGGCCCUGUCCUUUCUGGGGGCAGGGCUUCCCUCCUGGAUCCUGCUCUCUCCAAUGCCUCCCCACUUCCCACAAGCUUAGCUCUUGGGAGAGGCCUGGCCAGGCUCUGCAUGCCGUUCCAGUGUUAUGUGUCAGUGGACUGUGCCUAAGUGUGUGCUUGUGACCUUCUGACCAGGGCUCUUCCCUCCCUUGUCUUUUAGUGGGCAGUCAGGAGAUUGUGCUAGGGGAGGGAGGGAAAAGGCCCGAACCUUGACACUUUCUUCAGCUCCCAGCCCUCCUGCCACUGCUCCAACAGUGCCUCUGGCACUGUGGCUGCUGAGGAGCAGUGUCCUAGGUCAACAUCACUAGUCAGCGUGGGUGGGGCAGGGCUGCCAUGGCCUGGAGAGCACCCCUGUCCUGCCCUGCCAGUUUGGACAUUUGAAAUUACCUAUUGCUGCUACUUGUUCUCUCCUCUGAUCAUGGGGCAUAGGAGCCUCAGGCCUGCUCCCCAGCAUUCUCCCUGGUGGCCCUGGGCAGGUACACUGACAUCCCAACUUUUCCCCAAGAUGGGACUCCACUGAGUCAGCCCUUUCCCUGCUCCACAUACACAACCAAGACCCUGGGCUCAUGGCAACCUGUGCUCCCCUGAUCUCAGCUGCAUUGAGUUCUGGAAUAAACAUCUGCAUCUGCUAGCCUCUGUCUCAGCUGUCCCCUUGCAGGCCUUCCGGGAGUGAAGAGGAAAGGGUCGCUGGUCAAACCCAGCCCCCUUAGUUGAGAGUUGAACAGCACCCACCCCUAGGCUCCAGACAGAUUAUUGGAUUUAACCUCAGAGCCUUGCCACCUGACUACAAUCCAGUGUCUCUGCCUGUUGUCCCCUGCUGGAGAUGGGAAAGUGGCUCAUUGCUUCCUCCCCAUCCUGUCAAAAGCCCUGAUCUUGGGGAUUUGGAGGCUGCUACAAUUCCAGCUGGCUAUUCUUCACCCCAGUGCCCCCUGCUCUGCUAAUGAGUAUGGAGAAGGAUACGGGUUCUUUCUUCUGAUGGGGCUCCAGGGCCUCCGUCUUCCUUUCCUAACCUUGCUCUUUGCCCUUAACCCUUGGAAAGGUGUCCUUGAAGUCCCUUCCACCUCUGUGCCACUAUUUGCUCGAGCCCAGCUCUGGGGUGUGAGGAGGAGGUGAGAACAAAGGGAAGGUGAGGUAGAGACAGUCCUCUCUCAGCACUGACUCAGGCCUGUGUGGUCUGGCAACUGUGGGGGAGGCUGCAGCAAGCCGAGGAGCGUAUGUGAGGUUUGUCAGAAGUGAUUUGGGUUGCAGGCAGGCCAGUCAGGAUGACUGGUUGAAAGAGAAGUAGCUCCCACCACUGGCAUUUUGAAAGUUGGCAGUUUGGGACACCUCCUGGGGUUGGUUUGGGCCCUUUGGUGAGUCUGUAAGCAAUUUUGUCUGUUUUCAGAUUUUUCUUUGCUUUCUGUGUUUCUCUGUUGGUUUUUGAUGUUGUAAUAGCAAUGAAUCCUCUUUUCAAGAAAAUCAAAAACAGAAGAAUGCAGCAAAUGACUAUCCCCAGCUACUGCUCUGAGCAGCUCAGUUCCUCCACCGUGGUGUCCAGUGGGUAAACCCCCAACAGGCCCUCUUUCAACUCUCUGAAGGGUGACUUACAGACUUUAUAGACACACGCGGAAUGUCCUGUAACCCACAUCCCCAAAUAUUUCAUAUGUUUCCUACUUUUCACUACUACACAGCGAGUAUGGAACAGGUACUAUUAGCAAAAAUGUUUGAAAUUUUUAAAAAAAUCAGCAAUUCCCCCUCCCAAUUCUGAAAGACAGGCUAAAAUGUGUAAAGACUCAUCAAAGCUUGCAAAAUAGUUUAACAGUACACCAGAAUCUGUUACCCACAAAAAGAACUCAGUGUCUGGAAGGUUCAUUUACCUUAAAUUGAUCCCAUUUGCCCUCAACCACUUGUUGCAGACUGAACAGCUAAGAAUGGGAGGAGUCUAGCCCCGGUGGGGGGGUGGUGGCUGGAAUGUUCUAGAAGGCUUCAGUGGCCGCCUAAGGGGGCAGCCUGGGAGGGGGUGGAGAAGGAAAAGUGGAGGGGGAUCCCUAUGAAGGAGGAAGGAAGGAUCAUUUGCUCUGCUGGAUCUGAAGGUGACAAGAAGAGGAGUGAGGAUAGCUCUUGACUGGCCUGCAGGAUUCCGCUGGGGCCACCACGCCUCCGUCUCCUCUGUAGAUCUGUGCUGAGGUCUCUGUGUCCCUGUGCUUGUGUGUGUGUUCUAUAAUGGUAGCAUUAGCUGAGUGAUGUUUUCUCACUUACUAUUCCUAACUAUUGUAAUGAUAAUAAAAAAGAAAACUCCACAGAAUUCCUGCCAUGGGCUUGCAGAAUGAAGCACUUUCGAUGUUGGGCGCUGAUGUUUAUGUUCUGGGCACCAUUCUGACCCCUGCCUGGAUCACUAUAAUAUUAUUUUAUACACAAAACUUUUUUUCGU